This is a messenger RNA of Ooceraea biroi (clonal raider ant), 2426 nucleotides long. RefSeq names its product ras-related and estrogen-regulated growth inhibitor. The record is from RefSeq and is a predicted model, not a curated record. Gene Ontology annotation, molecular function: GTPase activity; GTP binding. NCBI's taxonomy places the organism in Eukaryota, Metazoa, Arthropoda, Insecta, Hymenoptera, Formicidae.
GAAUAUGCGUCUUCAGGUAUCCCCUUGGCGAUUAACACAGGCUGGUAUUGGUGUCACGUUUCUAUUUUUUUAACAACGCAGUCAUCAAGUAAACGUUAAACUAUUGAACGUCGCAAUUUUGCAUCGUAAAGAUCGCUCGUAAAACGCGGCUGGUUUUAUGUUUGGCGACGUAAAAUAAUUUCCAUGAAAAUAGGCGGAAAAUUGAGAAAAUAUUUCCCGCGGCAAGAUACCUCGCGCAACGAAGAGGAGGAGGCACCUCUCGGCAAAAGGGACUAUAUUAAUCCCACGUUAAGUACCAUCCACUCGCUUCAGACGUGUUUCAUCUGCAUAAUUUUACACCGCUACACACAGCGGCGCCUAUUCAUUAUGCUACGCGAUCGCGGCUACUUUGUUAUGCAGUGAAAUGCUCCCGAGACCCGUUAAUACCGUUCGUUAAGGGAAGUGUGUCAUUAAGCGCAGAGAUCUCGACACGUUUCUCGGGAGCGAUUAAGUGCAAAUCACCAGUCGCGUUACUCGAGAAUUAAAUCAUUAAUAAUCCGCAAUAAAUUAAUAGCGAAUUAAUUAUCCUGUGAUCUCUCGAUCAAGAGCAGCAGCAUCGGCACGCGAGAUUACACGAAAAUUUCGUAACGCGCGUCGCGCUAUCAUCCCCUAUCGUGACCGGUAUCCGUACCCCGGUAACCCCGCCAUGUUGUUAGACAGUGGAAGGAAUUCCGGAGAUUCCACGGGACAUGUGUGUGCAAACCGUUCUAUUAAUGUACCCGUCACGCCGUGCCGAUCCGCCGUGCGGCACCGUUUCCUCUCUUUCUCUCCCUUUCCGCGUUUCUAGACCGACAGUCGUCCGCUCCGUUCCUCUUCCGAAGUGCGUAGCGCGUAGGCUUAUUCAAACACGCUCCCAAAGAGAAACAAGCGGCGGAUGCCACGAAGUGCCGUAAAAAUCCUCGCUCCUCUUUUCAUUGCGCUCAAGAGGAAACGGAACACCCGGCGAACGGGCGGUGGCCUCAAACGGCGGGCUGCUGCUCCCGCCAUGGGGAUGAAUGAUAAGACGCUCGCGCGGAAGUAACCCUCUCGGUAUAGUUAAUCUCUUGGCAUGCCAAUGUGACAAAUGCUCAUAGUAUGACGUCAAAUGCAAUUAGAGGCAUCAGAAGGAAGAAGAGCUCGCUCUGCGAAGUCAAGGUGGCUGUGAUAGGAGCGCCGGGAGUCGGCAAGAGCGCAUUGACGGUGAGGUUCCUGACGAGGCGGUACAUCGGCGAGUACGAUCAUCAAUCAGAAACUAGAUACAAGCAUGAGGUAUUGGUUGACGGGGAGCCGAUUCUCUUCGAGAUUUCAGAUACAUGUCCAAAGAGUGACGAUGAAUUGCCGUCGAUGGACACUCUACAAUGGGCGGACGGUUUACUGUUGGUUUACUCGAUAACAGACCGAGGCUCGUUCAAUUUUGUAAGGAAAGCGAAGGAAGCCCUCGCGGUGGCUGAUCCCGAGGCUGCGAUGCCUCUUGCCCUCGUCGGCAACAAAGCUGACAUGGUCCAUUUACGGCAAGUCAGCACCGAGGAAGGCGAGAUAUUAGCAAAGGAUUUCGAGUGUUGGUUCAGCGAAAUAACCGCCGCGGAACAGGUCGCGCAGGUCGCAGAAUCCUUUCACGAAUUAUGCAGGGAGGUUCUCGCCGCCAGAAGAAGGAACAAGCAAUCCUUGCUGAACCGAAUGCUCGGCAGUAAAGCGACGCGCGCUUACUCGCGAGGGAAGAGCGAUUCCGCGCUGCCGAAGGAGUAACGUAUCGUCGCCCGGAAUAUUUGCAGGCGUUAUAAAUAUAUCAGAAAGAAAAAAAUCAGUGUGACUGUGUCCUGAAGGAAACGGAGGAAACGAGACAAUCCGGAGAUACGACCGCAGUUCGGGGGGAAGGAGAGAGGCGUAGCUAUGAUAUAUAUGAGUGCCAAAGAAGAUGUCACGGUUUUUAAUUUAUACGAUGAUAGGGCUCGAAUAACUUGUACAGACUUUUGUAUAAUGUAAUAUCUCCGCAAUACAAAACAGAUAUAUAGCCACACACAUUACCUAAUCUUCAUGCAAGAUAUCCUAAAGUUCCAAGAUACGUUGAGAAAAUCAGGAGAUGCGACAUGAUGACCAACUGACUCGGGUUUUGUGUAAUACUUUUACAUUGCGAGCAUUGUAAUGGAUUUUGUAAUCUUUUUAUCGUAAAUUUAGUGGACCGACGCGUGAUUAUGGCAAACUGCGAAACGAGGUAUCUUGCCAUUCAGCCUUAACGCACGAUUUUGCCAAGAUAUCUCGUGUAAUUAGUUAGUAAAAAAUAUUGAGACUAGAUAUUAUUAAUGGAUAUUUAAUGAUAAAUAUUUAACAGUAAUACUUUAUAACCAUACGCUUUGUAACAAACAGUAUAAAAGAAUGAUGGAUAAAAAUAAAAGAAUGGACUUUUAAAA